Messenger RNA from Blepharisma stoltei, 1560 nucleotides. Lineage: Eukaryota; Ciliophora; Heterotrichea; Heterotrichida; Blepharismidae. The record is from the annotation of a GenBank genome assembly.
AUGAAACUGAGUGUAUAUCAGAAGUGGCAAAUUGUGAUUUUUGUUAUAUCAUAUCUAUGCAUAGUUGCUAGACAUGCUGGGCUUGAAGGAUGAUUUAUGGUAAAAUCUGAUGUCAAUGACGACUUGGGGUUUUCGACGACAUGACUCGGAGCUAUGGACUCAACCUAUUUAUUCUGCUAUGCUACUGGCAAUUACAUUAGCGGAAUUCUUGGAGAUUCAUUCCCUAUACGCAUUGUUGUUCCUAUAGGGAUGGCUUUAGGUAGUUUCUGCUAUGUUAUUAUUGCUAUCCUUGGGUUUUCGAAUUAUGACAACCCUUGGCUUUUUGUAAUCAUAUUCGGAGCAAUCGGUCUUACACUAUCUACAGUAUGGCCAGGUACAGUAUAACCCCUGAAAUAUUUUAGAUCAUUAUUGACCAUCCAUUUUAAUUUUCAAAAAUCAUUUGCACUUGUCAGCUUUUUUGAAAAGCAAAAAAAUCUCAGUUUAUGGUUUUAAGAUACCUAAUCAUAAUUAGACUGUAUAAAGCAGAUAUCCCUAGGCAAUAUUUUUUUCUAGUCGGUAUUCUGCUGUAAUAUAGUGAUCUAUUAUUAUGCAUAUAUUAUAUCACUAAUGGGUCGUUGGUAUUCCUCAAAACACACGGGCAAAGUUUUAGGCUUAUGGAGUUCUAACUCCCAAGUUGGGAAUAUUCUGGGAGCCCAAAUUGCAUCUAUAAUCUUAUCAGUAAUCAAUGCUUCAUGGGAAGUUGUAACAAUAACGACGACGAUUUUUCUAAUAAGUAUUGCUAUGAUCUUUUUAACUCUUGCAAAAGAAAACCCUAACCCAGAAUGGCUAUUAGAAGAAUCUCAAGCGUUUUAUGAAAUAAAAGACCAAGCACCCUCAAACCAAGAGAAAAAAUCAAUCUCAUUUUUACAAGCUUGGAUGCUGCCUAGAGUAGCGAUUUAUGCAUUUACAUAUGCUUGUGUAAAGCUCCUCAAUAUGUCAUUGGUCAUGUGGUUGCCAUUCUUUUUGGAUAAGCAAAUUCAUGUUGAUAAAUCGUUAAUUGGAACAAUAGCAAACCUGUAUGACAUAGGAGGACUGGUAGGAGGAUUUGCAUUUGGUUGGGUGACAGAUAAAAUGGGAUUCAGAGCUCCAGCCCUUUGCUUAAUGCUUAUUGGAGGUCUUCCAAUCUUCGGAAUCAUUCAACUUAUGAAUUCAGACAUAUGAUGGAUUUUCUUUUUUAUCACUUUCUUAUUAGGAACUCUUAUUGCUUCUUCUGAUAAUUUAAUUUCAGGAGCUGUGGCAACAGAUUUAGGGAGAAGCGAUAGCAGUCUAGGAAAUAAUGAAAAUGUAAUAGCGACUGUUGCUGGAAUUAUUGAUGGGACUGGGGCUUUAGGAGCAGCCAGUGGGCAGAUUUUUAUUGGAUAUUUAGCUGGUUUUAGUUGGGCCUAUGUAUUUAUCUUUAUGUUGUGUGUUAACUGCUGCGCUGUUAUGCUUCUAAUGAAAUUCGCGAUAAAAGACACUAAAACUAUUCGAGCUGAACGAAAGAAAAAUAAAAAUUCAAUAAGUACUAAGCAAGGUGAAUAA